Messenger RNA from Rattus norvegicus (Norway rat), 4424 nucleotides. The record is from RefSeq and is a predicted model, not a curated record. Lineage: Eukaryota; Metazoa; Chordata; Mammalia; Rodentia; Muridae.
CGGGGAGGUUUCUAGGGCGGACGCCGGUCCCUUAUCUCCAAAGCGCCCUGUAGAGCCGGAGAGUGCUGCACCUUUACCCGCCGGCUGCGCUGUGUUGGCCCCGCAGACAUGUCGGGGUUCAGCCCGGAACUUAUCGACUACCUAGAAGGGAAAAUCUCCUUUGAAGAGUUCGAAAGGCGGAGAGAAGAGAGAAAAACUCGGGAGAAAAAAAGUGUUCAGGAAAAAGGGAAAUCGUCACCCAAAGAAAACCCAGGUGAUGCCGAAGUCCCAUCAUCAUCAGGAAUUGACUCCGCCAAAUCCCAGGACAGAGACGCCAAUGAGGGAGAAACGUCAGAUGGGGUGAGUAAGUCAGUUCACAAAGUCUUUGCUUCCAUGCUCGGAGAGACCGAAGAGGAGGAGGAGGAGGAAGAGGAGGAGGAGGAGGAGGAGGACACACCAGAGCAGCCCACCGCAGGCGAUGUAUUUGUAUUGGAGAUGGUUCUCAACCGUGAAACCAAGAAAAUGAUGAAAGAGAAGAGGCCUCGGAGUAAACUCCCCAGAGCCCUGAGAGGUCUCAUGGGUGAAGCCAAUAUUCGCUUUGCUCGAGGAGAACAUGAAGAAGCCAUAUUGAUGUGCAUGGAAAUCAUAAGACAAGCUCCUUUGGCUUAUGAGCCAUUCUCUACGCUUGCCAUGAUUUACGAGGAUCAAGGUGACAUGGAGAAAUCGUUGCAGUUUGAGUUGAUUGCUGCACAUUUAAAUCCCAGUGACACAGAAGAAUGGGUUAGGCUGGCGGAAAUGUCUCUGGAACAAGAUAAUAUUAAGCAGGCUAUUUUUUGCUAUACAAAAGCUCUUAAAUACGAACCUACUAAUGUCCGUUACCUGUGGGAGAGAUCAAGCCUUUACGAACAGAUGGGUGAUCAUAAAAUGGCCAUGGAUGGCUAUAGGCGCAUUUUAAAUCUUCUGUCUCCAUCUGAUGGGGAACGCUUCAUGCAGUUGGCUAGAGAUAUGGCCAAGAGUUACUAUGAAGCCAAUGACAGCACUUCAGCUAUUAACAUAAUUGAAGAAGCUUUCUCAAAACAUCAAGGUUUAGUCUCCAUGGAAGACGUUAACAUAGCGGCUGAAUUAUAUAUCUCCAACAAGCAGUAUGACAAAGCCUUGGAGGUAAUUACAGAUUUUUCUGGAAUUAUCCUGGAAAAGGAAACUUUGGAAGAAGGCACCUCAGAAGAGAAUAAAGCUGCUGAGACCGUUACCUGUUCUAUACCUGACAGCGUGCCAAUAGAUAUCACAGUGAAGCUGAUGGUCUGCCUGGUCCAUCUCAACAUCCUCGAGCCUCUCAAUCCUCUCUUGACAACACUGGUGGAACAGAAUCCUGAAGAUAUGGGCGACCUCUACCUUGAUGUUGCUGAAGCUUUUCUGGAUGUUGGUGAAUAUAACUCUGCCCUUCCCCUGCUCAGUGCCCUGGUGUGCUCUGAAAGAUACAACCUUGCAGUAGUGUGGCUUCGGCAUGCAGAGUGUUUAAAGGCCUUGGGCUACAUGGAGCGCGCUGCUGAAAGCUACAGCAAAGUGGUUGACCUGGCUCCACUCCAUUUGGAUGCAAGGAUCUCGCUUUCCAUCCUUCAGCAGCAGCUGGGGCGCCCUGAGAAAGCUCUGGAAGCUCUAGAACCCAUGUAUGACCCAGACACCUUAGCCCAGGACGCGAAUGCUGCACAGCAGGAACUGAAGUUACUGCUCCAUCGUUCUACUCUAUUGUUUUCACAAGGCAAAAUGUACGGCUAUCUGGAUACCCUGCUAACCAUGCUUGCUAUGCUUUUAAAGGUUGCGAUGAAUAGAGCCCAAGUUUGUUUGAUAUCCAGUUCCAAAUCUGGAGAAAGACAUCUCUACCUUAUUAAAGUGUCAAGAGAUAAAAUAUCAGACAACAAUGAGCAAGAAACAUCAAAUUAUGAUGCAAAAGCAAUAUUUGCUGUACUCACAAGUGUCUUGCCAAAAGAUGACUGGUGGAACCUUCUCCUAAAGGCCAUAUAUACCCUGAGUGAUCUGUCCCGGUUCCAAGAAGCUGAAUUGCUCGUAGAUUCUUCCCUGGAAUAUUAUUCAUUUUAUGAUGACAGACAGAAACGCAAAGAACUAGAAUACUUUGGUCUCUCUGCUGCAAUUCUGGACAAAAAUUUCAGAAAGGCCUAUGACUAUAUCAGGGUAAUGGUAAUGGAAAAUGUCAAUAAGCCCCAGCUGUGGAAUAUUUUCAAUCAAGUUACCAUGCACUCCCAAGAUGUAAGACAUCAUCGCUUCUGUCUCCGUCUGAUGCUGAAGAAUCCAGAUAAUCAUGCUCUGUGCGUUUUGAAUGGACACAAUGCAUUUGUAUCUGGCAGUUUCAAACAUGCACUUGGACAGUAUGUCCAAGCCUUCCGUGCCUAUCCCAGUGAGCCUCUUUACAAUCUCUGCAUAGGCCUCACCUUUAUUCACAUGGCAUCUCAGAAGUAUGUGCUGAAGAGGCAUGCGCUGACUGUGCAGGGAUUUUCCUUCCUUAAUCGAUACCUCAGCAUCCGUGGGCCUUGCCAGGAAUCUUUCUACAAUCUGGGCCGCGGCCUUCAUCAGCUGGGGCUGACACACCUUGCGAUCCACUAUUACCAGAAGGCUCUGGCACUUCCUCCGAUUGUGGUAGAGAGCUACAGAGAUGAACCAUCUGCAGAUGCUCAGUAGACAGCAGCCGCAAGUCCAAUGGCUCCUUCUCUGGCCUCUUCCUUCUCCCUGAAUAGCGCCAUGCCCUGACCUCGGUUCUGCCUAUGUUUUCCCAUGAAGACAGUACACUUCGGCACAUCAGCUCUCAUAUUUGUAAAGAGGAACCCAAACUGUGGCCUCUUUUCAGAACCAGACCGAUCUUUCUACACCUCAUAAUUCCUCCUCAAAUCUGAUGAGUCUAAAACAAUCUCCUGGGCGUUAUCUUUCUUCCUGAGUGAGUACCCAGAUUGGUACAACUGUGCACAAUGUCGAGAGGCUGGCAAGCUUCAAGUGAGGUAGGAUUGCUCUUUGAUGAAAACAUAAGCUAUGCGUGGUACACAUUUGAAGCAAGUGAGUCUCACCCUACUCCUUCCUUGUCACUGACCCUUGCAAUAAUUAGUUUAGCUAUAGUGGGAGGGGUUAUGCUUUAUGUUUUUAAGACUGAAAAUACUUUUCAUACAAUAUAUUCUGAUUAUGCCUCCCCUCCCUCAAUUCUUCCCAUAUCAGUCCACUUUGAUGCACUCUCUUAUUAGAAAAUGAAGUCAUUAAAAAAAGAAAAAAGUUGUAAAAAGCUAAAAUAAAACCCAACAUACCUGUAUAGGGAAAAACAAACAAAUGAACAGAAAAAACAAAGAGGACUUGCAGACUUCCAGAGUAUUCAGGGUGAAGAACGACUCACAGUGUAUGUGAGUGACUUCCAUGGGUUUUAAGAUGAUUCUGGCAGCCACUAUACAAACACCGUAUUAGCCAAUACUGCACAGCCUUGUGCAGCACAGUCUGUAAAACGUGAGGUGGAACGUACAUAGACUGCGUAUGUGGAAAGGACCUUGCUUCUUUACCUUAGCUUCUGCCCUGACCCUGCACGGACAUGUUACAGUUAGUGACAAGAAACAGGUUCUACACGUGCUUCCCUGAGCAUAAGUUUCCAUAGAGUAAUGUUAGUGUCUAAACCAUAUUUACUGCCAUGUUGUUUGUAAUAAAACUUUCAUGGUUGCAUAGAGCCAAGUUCAGGCGAAAACAAAAAGUGAUCCAUGGCCAUCAUUGCUUAGAUGUAGCUGCUCCAUCCUCAUGAGUUAGACUCACUCAGACUCCUGGGAUUCUUUGUCCAAAUCUAAGAUUUAUUUUGGUUUCCUUAAUUUUUAUUUACAUAUGUGUGCAUGUGUUUGUGUGUGUGCCAUGUGUCCACGUCAGGGGACAACUCUUGGGAGCUAGUUCUCUUGCUGCCUUGUAGGACUGGAAUUGAAUCAGGUCACCUGACCACAUAAGCCUCUGCCCACUAAGCCAUGUCUCUUAGCUCUUACUUUGGCUUUCUUGAGGUAGGAUCUUACUAUGUAACCCAGGCUGACUUCAAGCUCAUGAUCUUCCUGCCUCGGCCUUCUAAGUACUGAAACUGCCAGUGUGCGCCUCCAUUCCUGGCUCAGGUAAUGCUUUAGAAGGAGGGCUUAAGCUUGGGAGAAACACGAGUGUCCCUUGCAGUAGUCUAAGUUUUGGUUAAUGUCACAUAAAGAAUCAGCUCAAUAACGGGCAGAGACCUGAAAAGGAGAAACACACCAGCUUGCUCCAGCCAGCGGUUACCGGUUACCGGUUGCUUUCAGCUAUGCCUGGGAGCUUACAGUGACUGACCAGGAUGCACUAGCUCAGGCAAGAGGAAGGGCUUUACUAGCUUCUCCAAACCAGCCCCUCGCUCUCCAGAGGCGCUGCCCCAUCCCACUGUGAAUCUACUGUCCUUACUU